This is a messenger RNA of Eimeria necatrix, 489 nucleotides long. RefSeq lists its product as hypothetical. Lineage: Eukaryota; Apicomplexa; Conoidasida; Eucoccidiorida; Eimeriidae. The record is from RefSeq and is a predicted model, not a curated record. Bases 1 to 489 code for a protein of 162 amino acids. The transcript has 2 exons.
AUGCAACAAGAGCAGCAGCAGCAGCAGCAACAGCACAGCAGCAGCAGCAACAGCGCAGCAGCAGCAACAGCACAGCAGCAGCAGCAGCAGCAACAGCGCAGCAGCAGCAGCACCUGCACAGACGUAGACGUGGAAGUCCGAAAAGCCUUCCGCCUGCUCCGCUAUGUAAGUAUCCCACAGUCGAAUUACGCAGCUCAGAGGGAACUCCCUGCAGCAGCAGCAGCAGUGCAGCAGCAGCAGUGCAGCAGCAGCAGCAGCAGUGCAGCAGCAGCAGUGCAGCAGCAGCAGUGCAGCAGCAGCAGCGGUAAAGCAGCAGUAGCAGCUGUACAGCUGCAGCAGAGGCAGACAGUGACCUCAGCAGACAGCAGAACAAGCAGCAGCAACGGACAUAAGAGAAGCACCAACCAAGAAAAGCAGCAACAGCAGCAGCAGCAGCAGCAACAGCAGCAACAGCAGCAGCAGCAACAGCAGCAGCAGCAUACCGCAUGA